AAUUUACAAUGAAAAGAAAUUUCUGGAAAGUUCAAAUAUAAUGAGUGAAGAAGGUAAUAAAUGGUUAUCUUUGCGCCACGUGGUCCAAUGAAUUCCUAAGAAAAGUAGCAAACAGUUCCGAUCAUGCCGGUAAAAAUCCCACUCUUUUUACACACGCCGCAACUCAAUUGAGUCGACUCGCUGUUCUGUCUCCUUCUCACUGUAAAUAACGGCUCCACAAGAAUUCCAGACUUGUACGCAAACGGUUUCUCUAAAAAUCUGAAGCCACUCCUCCAUCUCACAGAGCUGGAAAAUGGCUUUCCUUCUCUACGGUUGUGCUACUACAGCUGCACACCCUGGCCUCUUUCCCAAUUCCACCACCUGCUCCCUCUCCUCUCAUCCCUCCAAACCAACGAACCCUUCCUUCAGAACAACCAGAUCACUGACUUUCUCUCCCUUGAGGGUGGCUGCUCCUCCCACCCAGCCUGUGACCUCAGAUCAAUCCAAUGAAGAACGUGAGGAUGAAGUUGUUGCGGUUGAUGAUGAGAGGUCGUCGUCGUCUUCCAAGUUCUUGUGGAGAGAUCACUGGUAUCCAGUGUCGCUAAUUGAGGACCUGGACACUAAUCGCCCGACCCCGUUUCAGCUUCUUGGCCGAGAUAUCGUUCUCUGGAAGGAUAAAUCUACUGCUGAAUGGGUUGCCUUUGAUGACAAGUGCCCGCACCGCCUCGCCCCAUUAUCUGAGGGAAGAAUUGAUGAAAAUGGUUACUUGCAAUGUUCUUACCAUGGAUGGUCCUUUGACAAGUGUGGAUCUUGCAAACGGAUUCCCCAGGCCUUGCCUGAAGGACCUGAAGCUCGUGCUGUUGGGUCUCCAAGGGCCUGCGCAACAAGGCUUCCUACAAUGGUUUCUCAGGGUCUGCUCUUUGUUUGGCCGGAUGAGAACGGUUGGGAAAGAGCUUCUGCAACUAAGCCUCCAAUGCUGCCUGAUGAGUUCGAGAAUCCCGAGUUCUCAACUGUGACAAUUCAGCGAGAUCUGUUUUAUGGCUAUGAUACGCUGAUGGAGAAUGUGUCCGAUCCUUCCCACAUUGAUUUUGCACAUCACAAAGUUACAGGGAGAAGAGAUAGAGCCAAGCCUUUGCCAUUUAAGUUGGAGUAUAGUGGCCCUGGGGGAUUUGCUGGAGCAAAUGAUGGGAACCCACGAAUCAGUGCCAAAUUUGUUGCACCUUGUUAUUAUAUGAAUAAAAUAGAGAUAGAUACAAAGCUUCCCAUAGUUGGUGAGCAGAAGUGGAAGAUAUGGAUUUGUUCCUUCAAUGUACCAAUGGCACCUGGGAAAACUCGUUCGAUUGUUUGUAGUGCUCGAAACUUUUUCCAGUUCUCUAUGCCAGGGCCUGCUUGGUGGCAGGUGGUUCCUAGAUGGCAUGAGCACUGGACUUCAAAUAAGGUAUAUGAUGGAGACAUGAUUGUCCUUCAGGGUCAAGAGAAGAUAUUCCUUUCAAAGUCAAAGGAGGGUUCUGCAGAUGUCAAUGAGCAGUACACACAGAUCACAUUUACACCUACACAAUCCGAUCGCUUCGUCUUGGCAUUUCGAAAUUGGCUGAGGCGGCAUGGGAACAGCCAACCUGACUGGUUUGGCAUCUCAAAUCAAGGACCUUUGCCAUCAACAGUCUUAUCAAAACGCCAGAUGUUGGAUAGAUUUGAGCAGCACACUCUUAACUGUUCAUCCUGUAAAGGAGCUUAUACAACCUUCCAGACAAUGCAGAAGUUGUUCAUUGGUGUCGCUGUUGUUUUCUGUGCAACCACUGGGAUCCCUUCAGAGAUGUGGAUUCGGGUCAUCUUGGCCGGGCUGGCACUUCUAAGUUCUGCAUUGGCUUAUGCUUUGCAUGAGCUCCAAAAGAAUUUUGUUUUCGUUGAUUAUGUCCAUGCUGAAAUCGAAUAGAAACUACUGUUUGGAUCAAACAUUUUCCAUGUACUUGUAUUUCAUCCAGUGAGAAUUGUGUAUAGUAUUCAUAUAUGCAAGUGAGAUAAGAAAGAAUUACAUAAUUUAGAUUGUUGUAUUCUUUGUUUGUUA
Messenger RNA from Vitis riparia (riverbank grape), 2044 nucleotides. RefSeq names its product pheophorbide a oxygenase, chloroplastic. Bases 293 to 1912 code for a protein of 539 amino acids. Lineage: Eukaryota; Viridiplantae; Streptophyta; Magnoliopsida; Vitales; Vitaceae. The transcript has 7 exons. Gene Ontology annotation, cellular component: chloroplast thylakoid. Gene Ontology annotation, molecular function: pheophorbide a oxygenase activity; chlorophyllide a oxygenase activity; 2 iron, 2 sulfur cluster binding. The record is from RefSeq and is a predicted model, not a curated record.